AUGCUGACGCCGCCUGGGCGUCUGGAGCGCGGGCGCGGGCGGCGGCGCCUGGCGGUGGGCGACGGCUGCGGCGCAACCCCCAAGGGCGAUGGCGGGCGCGGCGAUAUGACGCGCGUCCGACUCGCUGCCGCUGCCGCUGCCGACGAGUACGCGCGUCAGUGCUCGCCUAGUCAGCGUGUCAGCAGCUGGGAGCCGUCGACUCCACUGCCACCGCCGCCGCGCGCCGCGUGUGAACCGCUCGAGAUGGCCUCGCUCACAGGUGGCUUCGACGUCUACAACAUCGAGACGGCCAUGCCCAAGAUCGACCUGGACGCCAUCGAGUCGCACCUGCGUGCAGCUCGCGAGGAGGAGAGGCGGGGAUGAACCUACAAAUCUGCUUUAUGAAUGAAACAGUGUCAGAUCCUGAGUCUCCAAGCUCAGACACAGAAUCAAGUUCAUCUCCAGCCAAAUCCAGCCCAGAGAAAAUGGCUGUUCCUCGUAGCCAUACUCUUCCAAUAAAGCAGCCUCUACCUGCAGCUCCAGUUGCUACAGCAACACGACCAUCCACAUCGCUCUUGUCUCUUCCACUCAGAAGGGAACCUGACCCUGCUCCCCCUAUGACUGAAGCAGACUUCUUUGCCAGGCAAGCUCAGUUGCAGGCCGAGGCUCGGUUAGCCCUGGCGCAAGCCAAAGAAAUGGCUCACAUGCAGAUGGAAGUAGAAAGGCAACGCCAGAAGAAGAGCCCUAUCACAGAGAUGGUUCGAUCAAGUUUGGAGAAGGUGGGUAUACCAUUUCCAGAAGAUCGUAGACGAGUAAGCAGACAACUUCUGACUGAAAUGAAUGUGGCUCAACUUCAAGUUAUAGUAAAUGAUCUUCAUACACAAAUAGAAGUGCUCAAUGAAGGAUUGGUAAAGUUCCUAAUGGAUCGUGAUGAUCUUCACAUGGAACAGGACUCUAUGUUAGUGGAUAUAGAAGAUCUGACUCGAUAUUUGGGGGCUAAAGAACAAACAGCUAAAGAACAAAAGGAAGUUAAACUAAUAAACCAGAACAACAACCUGCUUACAUCUGCAAAACCGAAGAUAACAAGGAUAGCCAACCUUGUCAAGAAAUGAAAGAUGUGAAGUGCUGGGAGUGGGCUGCCUUUGUGUAAGGACACUAAAUGGCAAUUCUACAGCAAGCAGCAUCUUUUGUUUCAUUCCUCUGUGGAUUAGAAAGCAUUUGUUGCUUUCUGUUUUAACCUAAAGCUAGUCCUGGCAACUGUAUCCUUACAGUGUGCUGUCAUCAGAUCACUGUUUUAAGAUGUCAUUAAACAACUUUUCUUGUAAGUUUUGUCUAACUAGUACAGUAAUAUUUCCCAAACUAUUGUUGCUCUCUCGUUAACUUCACUACUGUGACGCAACAAACCAUGAAAGUUCCCCAAUUGUAAUAACUUUACUGUGUUAUAACAUUCCUAUGUGGACAAGGAUUAUAUCGUCUUCAGUGCACUUGUGAUUGCAAUAAGUAAAAAUGUGAGCUUUGAGUGUUAUGCAACAUUUUCUCAUACUGUACUUGUAUGUCAGUUGGAAGGAAACAAGGUCUGUUGAUGACUUUUGAAGUAUUUAAUUCACAUGUAUACCACUGAAUGUCUAGAAAUGGUUCUUGAUGUUCAACUUUGAUGGCUAUAAAAUACACUGAAUCUUUUGUUGCAGAGUCUUAUGGUAGCCGACAACUUACGUAAAUAUAAUAAGGGAUAAGAAAAUGUGUGCGAUUGUUUGUGUGUGUAAUGAAAACUGGAUGUGUUAUGAAAGUUGCUUUAAGUUAGUGGUAGUAUUAUCUCUGCAACAAAAGACAUUGAGGCAUGAUAAAUUAAAAAUCAAAAUCACAUUUUUUAGUAGCUGUACACUUGUUUCAAAUAUUUAUUUUGUCUAGUAUUUAUUUCUAGACCGAAUAAGACACAAUUUAAGAAUUGAAUAUAUUGAAUUGAAUGUUCCGGGUUUGAUUUGGUUUAGUAAGAUUAAUAGUCAACUUUUAAAGAUUUUAAGUGUUCUGGCUUUCUGUAUAUAAAAUGCAAAUAAGCUGGAGCCAUAAACUUGAUGCAUUUAGGUACAUAGAUGAGCAUUUGAACUACCAUUGUAAUUUUAAGAAUGGUCAGUGGACUUAAUUAUUUAAGUAAAACCUUCCUACUGUGCCAAAACUGUAUCUCAAAUUUAACUGUGACAUUCUCAUAUCCUACACAAGUUACAUCUCUGGCAUUACUGAAUUACAGUAGUUGGAGGUCAGUUAUAGGCUUCAAUAUGCCCGUGAACUGAAACGAAAGAUACCUAGUUUUCAGCAUAUUCCACCUACUCUCAUCAGAUAUUCCCAGAUAUUGUGUAAAAUUAUUAGCUAGGUACUAUAUAAAUGGAAACUUCACAACUUCUUUUACUGUUUAAAAUAUCAAACAUCUUAGUAAAAAGAAUACUUUUUGUAACGAUGAAAAUAUUGCAUGCAUCAUAUGUAGUUACAAACAUGUGGGAAUUACUGUUGGGAGUUGAUGGUGAUUCUUAAAAGCACGUCAUUGUGAGUUUAUAAAAUCACUUUAAAUUUAACUCUAAUUAACUUGAGUGUCUAGUAAUUUUGUAGAGGGCUGAUAGUUUGUGAGGGAAAAGGGCAAUGGCAUAUCAUGUAAGACUGUACAAUUUCUUGUGCAUUCAAUAUCAAAACACUUCAGAAAUUUGUUAUUAGUUGCUACUGCUAAAACAUUAUUUUGGAAGUGUAUUAUUGUAAAAGAUAAUUGACAAUGUUUAAUCUGACCUGACUGAGUCUUAUGGAGUUAUUCUCCAGUAUUAAAUGUGAAUAUUGUGCACAGUAGGGUUACUUUUAGGAAUCUAUAAUGUGUUGAUCCUAAAUCUGUUACCUGUUGCUUCAUUGCACUUAGAACAAUGAACUAAAUUCUAAUUAGUGUGUCAGUUCUGCCUGGUCUCCUUAGAUUAGGGACCAAUGCCUAUUCUUGUAUUCAAACCCAGUUUCCCCCCAAAAGCAAUGUGCAGCUUGACAAAACAAUAUUAUUAAUAAAAAUAAUUUUCAUUCAGA
Gryllus bimaculatus (two-spotted cricket) is the source of this 3030-nucleotide messenger RNA. Lineage: Eukaryota; Metazoa; Arthropoda; Insecta; Orthoptera; Gryllidae. The record is from the annotation of a GenBank genome assembly.